AAGAAAAAAAUAACAUUAAUAUAUUUCGCAUAAGAAUUAGCGUAAUUUUGAUCUAGUCAUGGAUAGCCUGGAAAAACUGCACUACUUCUUCAUUUCUGGAAACAAGAUUGAUUUCGUGGAAUUGGACGCUUUCGAUGACAUCAACAAGUUGGUCUAUUUGAACUUAUCCGUAAAUAAUAUAAAUGACUUGUAUUUGGAGACGUUUGAAAAAUUGCAGUGCUUGAGAUUGAUCAAUUUGAGUCGCAACAAGCUCGAGGAUGUUCCGCGAAUUUUGAGUAAGACAGUGAUCAGCAUUCUGGCUCUUAACUGUAACAAUGUUAAGAGUUUAAUUGCAAACGCUUUUGUGGAAAUGCCAAACUUGACAAAAUUAUUAUUGAAAGUGAAUCAAAUCGUCGAGAUUAAUGUUAAAGCAUUUGCUCAACUUUCGUUUUUAGAAGUAUUAGAUCUUUUGAAGAACAAAUUAAGUUUUCUACCGAAAGAAUGGAACGAGUCUUUCAUGUCUUUAAAAUAUUUAAAUUUGAACAAUAGUCAAUUUACUUCAUUAAAGUUUUUAUCUUUGGCAAGUGCAUUAUUAUCAUUGAUCGAGGUGAAUCUGGCGAUAAAUCCAUUGAAUUUAGAUGUUAGCUAUUUCAAGAACUUGCCGCAGAAUCUUAUUGUAAAAGUGCAGGGAUUAAGUUUUGCAUACUGGAAUUUCAAUAAAUGCAAGUCAAAUUAAUACUGUUAAAUCAAG
Nylanderia fulva is the source of this 730-nucleotide messenger RNA. Lineage: Eukaryota; Metazoa; Arthropoda; Insecta; Hymenoptera; Formicidae. The record is from RefSeq and is a predicted model, not a curated record.